GCUGUCGCCUUGCGCUGUCGGCCACAGUGGGGCUUUCGUUGCAUGUCACCCAAAAGGAAUCUCGUACAGGAUGGUUCGCUCAUCCUCUCAUGGCCUGGGCGCCAUGACACGCCUUGUAUAGCUCUCGUUCCUGCCAGAUCCUAUACACGAAUGCCGGCGAAGGCUGCGAAAUAUUGGCAUUUUCAACCCCCAUUUUCGAUGUGACACGUCCUCCGAAUAUGUUGGUUCGCAGAAUACAACGCACCUUCACCAUUGACUUCGCUCGACUUGGGAGAAGCAGUCGCCCCCUUUGCGAUCCCUGAUUUUGGAGCACGCCGGCUACUUUUUCUUGUCCGCAUCGCCUCCCCUUUACAAUGCCCGGACUCCCUUCUUCCGUGGACCUUGACGAGUGUAUCUCGCGUCUCUACAAGAAGGAACUUCUAGCCGAGUCGGUUAUCGAAGCAAUAUGCGCAAAGACCAAGGAGCUGCUAAUGCGCGAGAGCAAUGUGGUCCAUGUCCGCGCGCCCGUCACUGUCGUGGGCGAUAUCCACGGCCAAUUUUACGACCUGAUCGAGAUAUUCAAGAUUGGCGGCUGGUGCCCGGAUACGAACUACCUCUUCCUAGGCGACUAUGUCGACCGGGGCAUGUUUAGCGUCGAAACAAUCUCUCUUCUUGUCUGUUUAAAAUUGAGAUACCCCAACCGCGUCCAUUUGAUACGAGGGAACCACGAGUCACGAGGCGUCACGCAGUCAUACGGCUUUUACACAGAAUGUUCUCGCAAAUAUGGCAAUGCCAACGUGUGGCACUACUUCACGGAUAUGUUCGACUUCCUAACGCUGAGCGUGGUGAUCAAUGACCAAAUAUUCUGUGUGCAUGGAGGCCUCUCCCCCUCGAUCCACUCAAUUGACCAAAUCAAAAUCAUCGACCGCUUCCGCGAGAUCCCCCACGAGGGGCCGAUGGCGGACCUGGUCUGGUCAGACCCGGACCCAGAGCGCGACGAGUUCUCCCUCUCGCCGCGCGGCGCCGGCUACACGUUUGGCGCGCAAGUGGUGAAAAAGUUCCUCGCCGUCAACAACAUGAACCACAUCCUGCGCGCGCACCAGCUCUGCCAGGAGGGCUUCCAGGUGCUGUACGACGACCGGCUGAGCACCGUCUGGAGCGCGCCAAACUACUGCUACCGCUGCGGCAACAUGGCCAGCGUCCUCGAGGUGAGCGACACUGGCGAGCGCUUCUUCAACGUCUUUGCCGCGGCGCCCGAGAACGACCAGGUCAAGGACGCCCAGAUGGCCGGUGGGGACAAGACAGCCGACGGAGGCGCCCUGCCGGAUUACUUCUUAUAGAUUUCCCAGAAUGGGAAAGGGUGUGUUGAGGAUGUGGCUUGACGGUUGAUCCUUUGUGAUAUGCGC
Molecule: messenger RNA, 1385 nt
Organism: Canariomyces notabilis
Lineage: Eukaryota; Fungi; Ascomycota; Sordariomycetes; Sordariales; Chaetomiaceae
Product: Metallo-dependent phosphatase
Exons: 4
Coding region: 354-1319 (321 amino acids)
Cellular component (GO): FAR/SIP/STRIPAK complex
Molecular function (GO): protein serine/threonine phosphatase activity
Source: RefSeq, a predicted model, not a curated record